Molecule: messenger RNA, 2061 nt
Organism: Ceratotherium simum simum (southern white rhinoceros)
Lineage: Eukaryota; Metazoa; Chordata; Mammalia; Perissodactyla; Rhinocerotidae
Source: RefSeq, a predicted model, not a curated record
AUGGAGAACAAGCUGGUCAUUGCCGGGGGGAGGGAGGUGGGGGGUUGGGUGAAGUUAAAAUCAAAAAUGAAAUUACUGGGAGUUUUAUCUCCUGUCAAAAAUUCCACUGUCAGUUUAGACCUCAUUAACCUAUAUAUGGUAAAUCAGAUAUCUUGCCGGAAGAAAACACCUGAAACUGUGAGAAAACCAAUCUAUGUGAAUAUGAAUAGAGACAUAAAAAUGCCCCUAAGAAAACAUGAUUUAGAACUUCCAGUGUCGCCUCACCUUGUUCCAUCUAACCUCUGCAUUGAUGAUAUAGAAAACAAUAUACACUAUCAAAGACAAGGCAGCAGGGAAGAACUUGGCCCAGUUCAGUCUUCACAAGUCAUGGCCUCAUAUAGAAUGUUUGAACCUCCGUUCAACAGAACAGAAAACUGCAGUUUCACUCCAUCUUUUUCAGCCGAAUUGUCUUCUGACAGACAUAUUACAAAACAAAAUUUUAUCCCCAGAAUAGUGCCUAGUCCUCAGAAAGUUGCAUAUGAAAAAAAGCAGAAUGAGCAGCUCAGUAAUGUUAAUUAUUCUAAUUCCUUGGUUUCCCAAUUAAACAAAAAUCAAGAUGCUCUCAGUCCAUCAUAUAGAACAGCACAAUUUGGAACAUUAUUCGACAGAUUAAACAGUCCAGGAAAUAAGAAUUUCCUUACUGGAAGACCUGCUAUAGUUACAGGUGAAGAUUGUGGAAGCAUGAAUGAGAGGAGACAGUCAGACUUCAUUACUGAAAAACAGUCAGUACAACAGAUUUGGGAAGAAAAUAGAAAAGAGGUUUCAAAUUUUCUUGAAGAUGUGAACCAGCCAACUCCCAGCCUUUUGUCAGAGAAUCGUGACUCUUUUGUUAGUGAAAAUGUGAUCAAUUCAUUAAACAUAGAUCAACAGAGGAUAAAGAAAACCUUUGACAAGUGUGGUUAUGACAGUAUGGGAGAUAUUUGUGCAAUCACUAGUUCUGAUAAAAGGCAUUCCACUGAUACAUGCAUUAGAAGUACUUUUACAAAUCCAGAUUUGGCUUGUAGUAAUUCUACUUUUAAUAAAACAAGUUAUCCAGAAAAGUGUCUGCCAAACAAGAACUAUCAGAAAGAGUACAACAAUCAUGAAAGAAAUAAUCUUAGUGCAUCUUUUGAGAAGGAUAGUUACCCAGCCAGCUCUGAAAAAAAAGGAAAAUUUGAACGUGAUUACCAAGACAAGACACCACAGAAAAAAAUCCAGAAAUAUCCAGUGAACCAUAUGGUUAAUAACCCUUUGGAAGAAUUGCAUUCAAAGCAGUCGUGGAACUUUGGACUUGGUGAGAUUCUGAUGGAAGAAGGAGGAACGUGUUCUUUAAAAGGCAGGCCAACAUCUACUAAGAAAAUCUAUCUUGAUUCGUCACAGAGUAGUCAGUCUGCCAGUUACUCUCCAAGGCCAACAGAUAGUUGUUUCAGUUCUAGUUCAGAGAUGCUAUCUGAAGAUGAAGAUCAAAUAUUGCAGCAAAUUGAAGAUUCAAAUAGGAGAUCCAUCAAAACCAAAGAAACAACUAAUAAUUUUUAUUUAGAAAGGAUGGCAAAACUUCCACAUUAUAGGAUUAUUAAAAACAACACCAAAAUUCAUGAACAAAAUGAGAAUUUUCACCACUUCUCAAUGAAAAAUAAUACAGAUCAGUUUCCACCAUUGCAGUGUAAUUCAGCACACGUUGUGCAAAACAAAACCAGUAAUAAUUGCAUUCUACAAGUUGCAAGAUGUGAUGCAUGGGUACAAACUGAGAGUGAACCUGUAAUGAAAGCAAAAUUAGAUGCUGCCAUACAGUGUGAUAUAAUUUCAAAAUGUAAAUGUAGAAGUGAUGUGUCUUCUCUUUGUGAUGUUGAAAGGUGCAGUGAAAAUAUUAAGGCAGAUACCACUGGAGGGCAGGAAAUCCUUAAGAACAACUAAUAUUCUAAAAUCUCAGCCUGAGAUUUAGCAUUUCACUUAAUGUUCAGAAUUUCAUUAAUGUAAUAAGGAAUGAGAAAAUGCAGCAAAGCACAAAUGAAAGUAUUCACAAGAUAUAUUUAUGGUUUGUUU